Miscanthus lutarioriparius is the source of this 978-nucleotide messenger RNA. NCBI's taxonomy places the organism in Eukaryota, Viridiplantae, Streptophyta, Magnoliopsida, Poales, Poaceae. The record is from the annotation of a GenBank genome assembly.
AUGAACCUGAACCUGAACCUGUGGUGGCUGAUCCAGGUGGUCUCUGCAAGGCUAGGAAUAGCUUGUGCAAUCUUGAAAGAGAAGGUUUUGUUGAAUCAUCACCAGCACGGGCUUGUAAUAUCUGCUGCAAAGAGCCUGGUUUCUGUCGUGAGUGCUGCUGCCUUCUCUGUAACAAAACCAUUGACUAUUCUUUGGAGGUUACAGCUUCAUAAAAUGCUCUGUGAUAACAAAAUCAACUUAAUGACGCAUGUGGAGAAACUCAUGGAAACGUGCCAAUCUCUUGAAUCAAGGGAUGAAAUCGAACCUAUGCUGAAUUUGGGCUUAUGCCUCUUGCGUGGCUCAAAACAAAAGAGAGCAAGAAGCUUGGAGAACCAUAUGAGAUCAGCAGUGGAAAAGCUGGAAUGUGGAUUUGACCUUGUUGAAGUCUGGAAAUUGGAAGGUGACGAGGGCAGGGCAACACUCAGUGCAGGAGAGAAUUCCCCACCUACCAGUGGUGUGACUGUGCUUGGGGCUCAGCAAGUUCCUGAAGCGGGUGCACUUACAGGGCAUCCUGAUCUGAUAGAUCCACUGGGUGAUAAUGACUUUGAAACGGAUAUAGAAAAUCUUCCAGUGUUCAUUACUGGAGAUCAGAAUGUUGCGUCUGCCAAAUUUGAGGAUGAGAUAGAUCUUGCUCUUCAAGAACUGAAGAAAUCUCAGGAAAUGGAAUAUAACUUGGCAGAGCAGAAGCUUUACGCUCAGAAAGACCGCAUCCUCUGUCUGUACAGGCAGCUUGGUAUUGAAAGGGCUCAGCUUGCAGAUCCCAUGCCCUUGUCUGAUGCUUCAAAUUAUGGCGCAAUGCUCGCUAAUGUUCUACGCCAUGUGGACCAAAUCAAGCGUGAGGAGGAGAAAUUUAAGUCCAUGCUGAAAGUUGCUGGUGGAUUUGCGAAAGCACCACAAAGCGUCAUCAAGGAGCUGUUUGGGUUACCUGCUGAUAAGUAG